Andrographis paniculata is the source of this 1071-nucleotide messenger RNA. RefSeq lists its product as uncharacterized. The coding region runs from base 1 to 1071 and encodes 356 amino acids. The record is from RefSeq and is a predicted model, not a curated record. The transcript has 4 exons. NCBI's taxonomy places the organism in Eukaryota, Viridiplantae, Streptophyta, Magnoliopsida, Lamiales, Acanthaceae.
AUGAAAGUUGUGGCAGAGGAAAUAAUUAGAGAGGAAGUGGCACCCGAAGCCGAUCUGGAAGAAGCCGCUGCAAGACCAGACUCAGAACGAACCGUCUCUAAUGAAACUCUCGCUGAUGAGGAAGAGGAGUCCCUCCACUUCGCUCGGGAGAUAGAAGAGGACCUAUUUGGUGCUGAAAAGACCAGGAAUGAUAAGGGAGGAAAGGCCCUAGAGGUAGCCGCAGGUGAAAAUGGGUCAAAACGGAAAGAAGACCCCGCUCCUGAGCCUUUCGGGAAGAAGCAGAGGGUGAAGGUAGCACUCAGGAAAAAUCCAACACCCUUUCGGCGAGCGACAAGGCAGGAGAAGGGAAAGGCGAGGCCAACAACAGAGAGGGUGCCACCCAAGCCACUGAGUCCAAUUAACGAUAAACCUGCCCCCGUCAACCAGCAAGGGGCAAGUGAGCCAACUGCUGCUGGAACAGGCAAUAAAACCACACCCGUUAACCAACCGAGAGCAGAGGAGCCUACUGUUACUGGACCAGAGGAGGAGCGGGAUACUGUUAUCACUGAAGAAACCAUUGGCGGAAUCGAUGUCACAAUGGAAGCUUACAAAGAACAACUUGCCGAGGUCCCCGUUGCCACAACCGUUGAAGCUGCCAGUGUCUCCACAAGCGACAUAGACAACACCGGGACGGCAGAAGGAGAGCCGAUGCCAUACGGUCCCAAAACACCAGUAGAAACUGGAACACCUGCAGAAACUCUGACUCCAGUCUUAGAAAAAUCAGAUAAAACAAUCUUUGAUGAGGAGGAGGAUAAAGAGGAAAAGAAAUUUCGAGAGGAACAAGCUCAGCUGCUCACCGCAAUGCAACAGUUACAACAAAAGAAGGCGAGCUCCGCACUAGAAACGCGCAUAGAAGCGUUGGAGACUCAAGCUGCAAGCUUGGGUGCAUCUCAGACAGAGAUUCUGAAGGCACUCUCAGCCAUCACCCAACAUAACGCGAUCCUUAUGGAACAACAACUUGAUACCACGAAGAGUCUCCAAAGAAUGGAAGAGCUAGUGCGGCAACUGACAAAGAAUUUACCUCCGGGAUGA